AAGCCCAACUGCACUACCAUAUACAAGGAAUGGUGGAAAUCUUAUUUUGUCCUGAGUUUUUCUAGUGUAGCUAAGAACUUUAUUGCUUUUCUUCCUUCCUUGUAGCCUAACCAGUCUAUGGUAGAAACAAGACCUCAGGCUAAUGACGUUGGCUCAGACUUUGCUGCCACAAGUAAAACUUUGGCAAAAAAGAAAGCACCAACCAAACGGAAGGCUUCUAGUCUAGUGAGUCCUAAAACGGACAAGGCACCCCAAAAAGUUCCUAGAAAAGGAGGUGUCAAAUGGGCAGCCUAUAAACCUCCUACAGCUAGAAGGUUGGCCAUAGCACCUUCAUCUUUUCUUUUUGAGGCCUCAUUUGCUCUUGAAACUCGUCUGCAAACCCUGGUUAGUGAGAUCAUCCACGAUCCCACUACUAAAGUUGUAGUUGAUAGGUCUCCAAGGCAAGAAGGUUCAGACUCAUUUCCCUUAGAAAUCCAAAAGUCUCCACCUAAGGCGAAAAGCUCUCAUUUUUCCUUAUGGCUUGCUAAUAAAAAUUUCAAGAUUGUCAACCUAAAUGAGGUGAUUGAUCUCUUUCUAGAAGUCAAGAAAGCUACUCCUUCCAGAUCUCCUAUCCCAUUCCAAGCUAGCUUCUAGACUCCCAAGAAAGCUGCUCCUUCCAGAUCUCCUAUCCCAUUCCAAGCUAGCUUCUAGACUCCCAAGAAAGCUGCUCCUUCCAGAUCUCCUAUCCCAUUCCAAGCUAGCUUUCAGACUCCCAAGUGAGUGAUCUUGGGGAUGUGUUGAUUCCUUCAAGAGUGAUCUGUAGAGAGGAUCUUUGGGGUUAAAGUGUAAAGGGGUGAGAUUUGAGAGAAACCCUUCUUCUUGUAAAGGAUUGAGUGGCUCCUUUAACACCAUUGUUUUUCCUAGUGGAGAGUGUGGAGGAAAUCCUUGGUGAGUGAAGCCAAGGUAGAGGACUAAGCUCUAAGUGGUUGGACCGAACCUUUAUAAAAUCAUUGUGCAAGC
Rubroshorea leprosula is the source of this 999-nucleotide messenger RNA. The record is from the annotation of a GenBank genome assembly. NCBI's taxonomy places the organism in Eukaryota, Viridiplantae, Streptophyta, Magnoliopsida, Malvales, Dipterocarpaceae.